This is a messenger RNA of Naumovozyma castellii, 1125 nucleotides long. It is a transcript of the gene CSH1, whose product is annotated as mannosylinositol phosphorylceramide synthase catalytic subunit CSH1. The record is from RefSeq and is a predicted model, not a curated record. The coding region runs from base 1 to 1125 and encodes 374 amino acids. NCBI's taxonomy places the organism in Eukaryota, Fungi, Ascomycota, Saccharomycetes, Saccharomycetales, Saccharomycetaceae. The transcript has a single exon.
AUGAAGAGAGAAAUCAAAAUAUUGAUAUAUGCCAACACGCUGCUGUGGGUCUUCAUAGUAUACUAUACCUUCGACCUAUUAACGCUUAUAAUAGAUAAUACAUUCCAAGAUGCUCUUCUCGAUGUGGAUUUGAAUCCAACUUUGGAACAACAGGCCAUGGAGAUCGAUAAGCCACAACUGAUUCCAAAAAUCAUCCACCAAACAUACAAGACGACAGAUAUACCAGAACAAUGGAAGGAAUCCAGGCAGAAAUGUAUCGACCUACAUCCUGAUUAUAAAUACAUCCUAUGGACGGAUGAAAUGUCUCAUGAGUUCAUCAGGGAGGAAUACCCAUGGUUCUUGGACACUUUUGAAAAUUACAAAUACCCUAUUCAAAGGGCUGAUGCUAUAAGAUAUUUCAUUCUAUCUCAUUACGGUGGUGUCUACAUCGAUCUAGAUGACGGUUGUGAAAGAAGAUUAGAUCGUUUACUUACGGUCCCUGCAUUCUUAAGAAAGACAUCGCCCAUCGGUGUCUCCAACGAUGUGAUGGGGUCCGUCCCAAGACAUCCAUUCUUCCUAAAAGUGAUUAAAUCUUUGAAGCAUUAUGAUAAAUCAUGGUUCGUUCCAUACAUGUCCAUCAUGGCUUCCACUGGGCCUCUUUUCAUCAGUGUGGUAUGGAAACAAUACAAGAGAUGGGGGGUCCCCACCAAUGGCGUAGUGAGAAUAUUACAACCUGCAGACUACAAGAUGCAUACAUAUUCAUUCUUUUCCAUUGCGAAGGGUUCCUCGUGGCAUAUGGACGAUGCUAAAUUUAUGAAAUCGUUGGGGAACCACAUCUUAUCAUGUGUGGUCACCGGUUUCGUAUUUGCAUUUUUCAUUUUGUAUUUGGAGUAUUGUAUUUAUUGUCUGUUAUGUUCUGGAUCCAGUUUAGGGCUCGGAUGGGUGAGUACGCAGUUGUGUAGUUGGUCACAAUGUAUGUUCCAGAAGAGGAAUAAUUAUAGGUAUGGGAAUUUAAUAAGGUAUCGUGGUCGUGCCGGAAGACAGGGAAGGCUGAGGAAGGAUUCCAAUUUACCGUAUCAUAAUCUAGUAUCUGAUUUAGAGAAGAAUACAGAUGGGUUUACUGAUCUAAGUAAUGGUGAAUACUAA